Messenger RNA from Teleopsis dalmanni, 1514 nucleotides. Its product is annotated as retinoid-inducible serine carboxypeptidase-like. The transcript has 6 exons. Gene Ontology annotation, molecular function: serine-type carboxypeptidase activity. The record is from RefSeq and is a predicted model, not a curated record. Lineage: Eukaryota; Metazoa; Arthropoda; Insecta; Diptera; Diopsidae. Gene Ontology annotation, biological process: proteolysis. Bases 113 to 1453 code for a protein of 446 amino acids.
AGUAUAAAAGUCGAAGGCAUUGUGGUGAAUAUUGCAGACAUCUAUCGGUGGGCUUUCUUGUUGCAACAUUCUUCUCAGUAAAAGAAGUGCGACUACUAAGUGUUGAAUUAAUAUGUCGCGAUACCAUGUUUUAGUCGCAAUUGUGUUAACAAUUUGCUUUACCGCUCAUGUUGGUGCUCGACAAGGCUAUGGCCCUGGCGAACAAGAUUGGGGUUUUGUAGAUGUGCGCAAAGGUGCACAUAUGUUCUAUUGGCUUUACUAUACAACAGCAAAUGUGACCCAUCACACUGAACGUCCUUUGGCUAUUUGGUUGCAAGGUGGACCAGGUGCCAGCUCAACCGGUUAUGGUAAUUUUGAAGAAUUGGGUAUAUUAGAUCUUUAUGGCAAUUAUCGUAAUCACACCUGGGUUAAGGAUAUGAAUGUACUUUUUAUUGAUAAUCCCGUUGGUAGCGGAUUUAGUUAUGUAGACAAUGUACUAACACAGCUGACAUCUACUAACAAUGAAAUUGCUAAAGAUUUGGUAGAAUUUAUGAAAGGAUUUUAUGGAUUACAUCCUGAAUUUGAGAGUGUACCGUUGCAUAUCUUCUGUGAAAGUUAUGGUGGUAAAAUGGCACCAGAAUUUGCAUUAGAACUUUAUUACGCCAUACAACGUAAGGAGUUGCGCAGUAAUUUAAAAUCAGUUGCUUUAGGCGAUCCAUGGACCUCCCCAAUUGAUUCAGUAUUAUCUUGGGCACCACUGCUUUUGAAUAUGGGUAUUGUUGAUCAUGAUGGUUAUACUAAAAUAAUGGAAGCAGCUAAUAAAACCGAAGACUUGGUGAAUGCUGAAAAGUGGGUUCAAGCAACAACGCAAUGGAGUAAUACACAGCGUGUACUCUUGCAAGAAUCAAAAGGUGUGGACUUUUAUAAUAUCGAAAAACCUACACGUGGGGAUGCCUACACAAGGUUAUUACUGAGAAAUGCCGAUAGUAUGGAGCUCAUGUAUCGCACAUUGGUACAUUUCGAUAUUGAUGAAGACCGCGAUCAGUUGUUAGAAGAUUUAAUGCGUGGACCCGUUGUUAAGGCACUAAAUAUCACAUCGAAAGUUAAAUGGGGUGCACAAAGUGGUUCUACAUUUACAAGACAAAUGGGUGAUUUCAUGAAACCUGUUAUUCAUAUUGUUGAUGAACUUUUGGAUAAAACUCCCUUGCAAGUAGGAGUAUUCUCAGGACAAUUAGAUCUUAUUUGUGCCACUCCUGGUACAGUUAAUUGGAUCAAUAAAAUGAAAUGGAGUUAUAAAUCAAGUUACGAAGCAGCACCUCGUGUUGGCAUUAGUGUGGAUCGUAUUUUGGAAGGUUACGAGAAGAACGCUGGAAAUUUUACCAUGUUCUGGAUUAAUCGUGCAGGUCAUAUGGUACCAGCCGAUAAUCCCGCUGGAAUGAGUCACAUUCUAAAGAAUUUUACAAAUUUCGGUUAAAUUAAAUUGCUGUUUAUAUGUAUACUAUUAAUUAAUUAUUAAAAACGUAUAUAUCAUUUAA